Megachile rotundata (alfalfa leafcutting bee) is the source of this 4273-nucleotide messenger RNA. RefSeq names its product 5-oxoprolinase. Gene Ontology annotation, biological process: glutathione metabolic process. Gene Ontology annotation, molecular function: 5-oxoprolinase (ATP-hydrolyzing) activity. Gene Ontology annotation, cellular component: cytosol. The record is from RefSeq and is a predicted model, not a curated record. NCBI's taxonomy places the organism in Eukaryota, Metazoa, Arthropoda, Insecta, Hymenoptera, Megachilidae.
GAUCUAUGGUAGAUCGUGAGUGAAAUUUUUUCAAAGACAAAUCGAGUUUGCUGUUAACAAUAAUCGCGAUAUCACAGUCAAAAUAACAGCAGUCGAAAAUCCACUUUGUUUGUUCUAUCGUGUGUACACUGCGGGCUUAUGUCGUGAUCUUAUCAGACCUUAUCGUGCACCGAAUUCGAUGAUUCUCUGGUGAAACAGUCUCGCGUGUGGUAUCCACUGGAUCUCUCGAGCUUUUGACAGACUACAGGUGUAAAAUGGUCGAGAAGUUCGAGUUCGCUAUAGAUCGCGGUGGCACGUUUACGGACGUGUACGCCAGAUGUCCAGGCGGCAAGAUUCGAGCGAUAAAACUAUUGUCAGUUGAUCCGGCCAAUUACGAAGACGCGCCGCGAGAAGGAAUUAGAAGAAUUCUUGAACAGGAGACUGGGAAAAGAAUUGAGGGCGAAAUUGACACUUCGUUGAUAUCAUGGAUUCGAAUGGGAACUACGGUCGCUACGAAUGCUCUGCUGGAAAGAAAGGGUGCGAAAAUGGCACUGUUGAUAAACGAGGGAUUUAGGGAUCUUCUUUUUAUUGGAAACCAGGCGAGGCCUAAUAUAUUUGAUCUGCAAGUCCUCACGCCAGAAGUCCUAUACAAGGAAGUAGUAGAAGUUAAGUGUAGAGUAAUACCCGCAUUGCCGGGUAAAUGCUACCUGGAGAACAAAAAAUGGCGCCGAGUGAAAGGUUCAACAGGCGAGGAUCUGUUCGUCACGCAAGAACUAGACGAGGAGAAGCUGAAAAACGACCUCCAGGAAUUACGACGAUCUGGGAUCGAGAGUUUGGCCGUGGUUUUGGCACACAGUUACAUGUUCGCUGAACAGGAAGUCAGAGUAGGCGAGUUGGCGAGGCUCGCAGGUUUUCCUCAAGUGUCUCUUUCCCACGAAGUUAUGCCAAUGACUAGGAUUGUUCCUAGAGGAUUCACUGCUUGUGCCGACGCGUACUUGACACCACAUAUUAAACAAUAUCUACAGGGUUUCUCGUCAGGGUUUAAGGAUAGACUGAAAGGUGUGAAUGUGCUGUUCAUGCAAAGCGACGGUGGACUGACUCCGAUGCACUCAUUCAACGGGUCUCGUGCCAUUCUUUCUGGUCCUGCGGGUGGGGUCGUAGGUUACGCGAUGACCACUUACAACAAAGAAACCGAUUUGCCUGUGAUCGGAUUCGAUAUGGGUGGCACUUCGACUGACGUGAGCCGUUACGGCGGCAGUUACGAGCAUGUUUACGAGAGCACAACUGCGGGUGUUACGAUCCAAGCAGCUCAGUUGGACGUGAACACAGUUGCGGCAGGAGGCGGAUCGAUGCUUUUCUUCAGGUCAGGUCUCUUCGAGGUCGGACCAGAGAGUGCAGGAGCACAUCCAGGACCAGCGUGUUACAAGAAAAACGGUCCUCUCGCUGUCACCGACGCUAACUUGGCUCUAGGAAGAUUGUUACCGGAGUACUUCCCAAAAAUAUUCGGACCGAACGAGAAUGAACCUCUGGACAAGUCCCGUACAUUGCAAGCCUUCCAAACGCUUACGGAUCAAAUCAACGAAUUUCUAGCGAAAGAGGGUCACAAGGGUAAGAUGAGCAUCGAAGAGGUGGCGAUGGGUUUUAUCAGGGUUGCGAACGAAACCAUGUGCAGACCAAUACGAGCUCUCACGCAGGCCAAAGGCUAUGACACCUCUCGACACGUUUUGGCCUGUUUCGGGGGCGCCGGAGGGCAACAUGCAUGUGCCAUUGCUCGUUCUCUGGGAAUGGGUACCGUUUUCGUUCACAAGUACGCUGGAAUCCUCUCAGCUUACGGAAUGGCAUUAGCGGAUGUCGUCGAAGAGGCACAGGAACCCAGCGCAGAAGUCUACGAACCAAAAUCAUUUGCACGAUUGGACGAGCGUUUGGACGUUUUGGAGAAGAAGGUUAGAAAUAAGUUAGCUGAACAAGGCUUCGCAGACUCUCACAUAGUCACGGAACCAUUCUUGCACCUGCGUUACCAAGGCACAGAUUGCGCCCUGAUGUGUACACCCAGCUUAAAGGCUAGUGGAAACAAGGGUACCAGACAUGGGGACUUUCUGAGUACAUUCUUGGAAAGGUAUCAAAUGGAGUUUGGUUUCACGAUGCCUAAUAGAAAGAUCCUGGUGAACGACGUUAGAGUCAGAGGUGUGGGUAAGAUAGAUAUUAAAGAAGAUCCUAUUCUUCCUUCUGCGACGACGCCACCUAAAGUGGAAAAGUCUACCAAGGUAUACUUCGAAGCCGGCUACCUAGACACUAAAAUUUACCAACUACACGAUCUGUCGCCCGGUCACAAUAUACCCGGCCCCGCCAUUAUAAUGGACAGCCUAAGUACCCUCUUGAUCGAACCCGAUUGCACCGCAUCGAUCACUCCCCGUGGCGACGUAAAAAUAAAAAUUGGCCAAGGAUCGAAGACCGAAGUCACAACGGAGUUGGACACCAUUCAGCUCAGCAUAUUCUCACACCGUUUUAUGAGCAUCGCCGAGCAGAUGGGCAGGAUUCUUCAGAGAACUUCCAUAUCUACGAACAUCAAGGAGAGAUUGGACUUCUCUUGCGCUGUCUUCGGACCUGAUGGGGGCUUGGUCUCGAAUGCACCCCAUAUUCCGGUGCAUUUGGGCGCCAUGCAGGAGACCGUGCAGUUUCAGAUGAAGGUCUUUAAGGGUGAAUUCACAAGGGGUGACGUGAUUCUUGCGAAUCAUCCGUCGGCGGGUGGAUCGCAUCUUCCGGAUCUUACUGUCAUCACUCCGGUGUUUUACAGGGAUGUGGAGAAGCCAGUGUUCUUCGUUGCCAGCAGAGGUCACCACGCCGACAUCGGAGGAAUUACUCCCGGCUCCAUGCCGCCACAUUCGACCACUCUACUUCAGGAAGGAGCCGCCUUCAAAAGCUUCUUACUAGUCCACAAAGGCGUGUUCCGAGAAAAGGAGCUAACCGAAGAAUUAAUGGCUCCAGGCAAGAUUCCAGGCAGCUCCGGAACCAGGAACCUGUCGGACAACCUGAGCGACCUCAAAGCUCAGAUUGCUGCUAAUCACAAAGGUUCGUUGCUGGUCAUCGAAUUGAUCGACAUAUACGGACUCGACGUGGUGCAAGCAUACAUGGGCCACAUUCAGCACAACGCCGAGGUGGCCGUCAAAGAUAUGUUGAAGUCUGUUGGCAACAAACUGUUAAAGGAAACUGGAAGUACUACUACAAGCGCGAUAGACUAUCUGGACGACGGAAGCGAGAUUAAAUUUCUGUUGAACAUCGAUAUCGAAAAAGGCGAAGCGAUAUGUGACUUCACUGGUACAGGGUAUGAAGUUUGGGGCAACUGCAAUGCUCCCCGGGCGGUUACUCUUUCAGCACUGAUUUAUUGUCUGAGGUGCAUCGUGGGCAGAGAUGUUCCUCUGAACCAGGGAUGUCUCAAGCCCGUCAAGGUAAUUAUCCCCAAGGGAUCGCUUUUGGAUCCUUCCGAAGAGGCUGCAGUGGUGGGCGGCAACGUUCUAACAUCUCAAAGAGUCGUAGACGUAGUUCUGCAAGCUUUUGGAGCCUGUGCCGCGUCCCAGGGUUGCAUGAACAACGUGACACUCGGUACAGAGGAGUGGGGAUACUACGAGACCGUCGCUGGUGGCAGUGGAGCUGGACCAACCUGGGAUGGCAGAGGAGGAGUGCAUACUCACAUGACAAACACUAGGAUCACGGACCCGGAAAUACUGGAACUUCGUUACCCAGUUGUCCUCAACAAAUUCUCCCUUCGUCCUGGAAGCGGUGGCGCUGGGGCAUAUCGUGGUGGCGAUGGUGUCAUUCGUGAGAUUACUUUUAGAGCACCCAUGACGCUGUCCGUGCUAACGGAAAGAAGGGUGCAUAGUCCACCAGGACUAGCUGGCGGUCUGCCAGGAGCACGAGGAAGAAAUACGUUACGAAGAGCCGAUGGAAGAAAGAUCAACCUGGGCCCAAAAACCGCUGUUCCAGUUCUUCCAGGGGAUACCUUUAUCCUGGAGAGUCCAGGGGGAGGCGGUUACGGAAGUCCCGGAGAAAGGGUUGCAUCGAUUCAAAGAAACCUACAAGCAUUCGUCGAACGCGGGAGCGUCUACGAGUACCGGAAGGCGCAAGAAUCUGUCUAGAACAAUUUAUACGAAUUAAAUUAUGUUAACUUGUCAAGAGCACAAUAUUCUUAUCCUACUACUACAUCACAUUUUGUCGGUAUGUUUUAAAUUCUUACGUAAAAUACUCUGUAGGAUUUAAAUCCGUGUAAUAUUAUAAAAUGUUCAAUAAAAGAUUUCUC